UAAAGUAAAGGAAUGUGAGCGAAGCCAAAAACCAUGUUCGUCGCGUUCGUAGCAGCUUCCAUCCCGGUGGUCUUGAGCAGAGAGAACUAGUUACCUCUAGUCUUGAGUAUCUGUAGUAGUGCUUGUUAUUGAGUUGAAGCUUUACUUCACAAUGUGGGUGAGAGAUGAACCCUUGAGUUCUCAAAAGUCAAAAGUACACUUGCCUGCACUCUGGGGCAACGCCGGAAGAAAGCGGCGUGUACAAACUGCAGAAAAUAGCUUUCGUUCUGUGCGUCGCUUCAGGGAACCCGGACGAUGCGGACAACGCACUUUCUUCAAAAUGACAUCAAUGAGGAAGAACGCAGUCCGCUUUUCACGGAUGCUUCGUUGAAACCCGCCCUGGACAACGACAACGCCAACCUAGACGUCAGCGUAGCUGUACAAGCUGAGCGAGGACCUGGGCUACGUGCUGUACUCGGCGCUCGGCUCCUUCUUCAUCCCGUCCUGCAUCAUGGUGUUCGUGUACAUCCGGAUUUACUACGCGGCCAAGGCGCGCGCGCGCAGAGGCAUCAGGAAGAACCCACAGAACCAGAAGAACAGCAGGCAGCAGGACCACCACCACUCUCCCCGGCAGGCCAACUCCGACAAGCAAGUGACCAGCUUCAGGUGCGGGUGCUUGUCUGUGUGCAGCACGUCCCCGGCGAGGGCCGGCGGCGGCGCUGGCUCCAACGGAGGCGGCCCCGGGGCGGGGGGCUCGGGGGGCGGCCCAGGGGGUGGUCCUGGCUGCAUUCAAACUUCGGUCACUGUGGAGACGCCCCCGGUGAUACCCAACAUCACCUGCGACUUUGCCAGCGACAUCAGCACGAGCGACAACGCGGAACAGUCCCAGGACGCCUCCGGGCCGUACCUGGACGCGCCAAAGGACACGCUCAAGGUGGUGGGCACGGGGCAGGCGGCCCGCCCCGUGCUCCUGACGCCUGUGGCCGCGGCCCCGGCGCUGGGUGCCUCGCAGCACCGGGGCUCCGUCAUGUCCGUCAACGGCGAGCUGGCGCAGCAGGCGGCCGCCAUGCAGCGCAUGCGGCAGCCGUCCGUCGGUAUCGACACGGACAUGGUGAGCGAGUUCGACCCCUCGUCGUCUGACUCGGGGGUCGUGUCUCGCUGCGCCGUCGUCAAACCCCUAAAACUGCGCCUCUGUCAGCCCAUCUUCGGCCGGCGCACCACCUCCAAGACGAAGCGGGAGAUCAUCGACAUGGGCCGCAUCCCGGGCGGACAGCAGGCCGUCGUGGAGGUGGUGCAGUCGCCGCGGCCGAUCAAGCGCGACCCGGAGCGGGAGAAGCGGCGGCUGGCGCGCAAGAAGGAGAAGCGGGCCACGCUCAUCCUGGGGCUCAUCAUGGGCUCGUUCAUUGCGUGCUGGCUGCCCUUCUUCCUGCUCUACAUCCUCACGCCCCUCUGCUCCUUCUGCUACGUCCCGGAGAAGGCCUUCUCCAUCGCCUUCUGGCUGGGCUACAUGAACUCGGUGCUCAACCCCGUCAUCUACACCGUGUUCAACAAGGACUUCCGGCGUGCGUUUCGCCGCAUCCUGUUCAAAUGAUGUUUGGCGCCGCUCUGCUGUUGCGGUGCCUGGCCGGCGAGCAGGCCCGCCGCCAGCAGGCCCGCCCGCACUGACCACGACCGGUGACAUCCGCAGCCUAGUCCCAGGCCGGCGGCGAGGGUCUCGUCACUCUGCCCGUCGUGAGCUUUGGUGCCCGCCUGGGAUCCGUACACCCAUCAGCAAUAAUUUUCAGUCAACCCUUUUAUUUUUGUUUCCAAAAUAUACAAAUCUGUUCUUUUCUUUAACCCUCAUUUCUUUUUGGGGGCCCAAUAGAGGCUGAUUUUUGGGUGGGCCCGCAAUGUUUUACGCUUAUCAUCUGCGGUGUUUUACGUGUUCAUAUUUACGGACGUGCGACGGCGGUGGUCUCGCGGCAGCAGUGUGUGUGAAAGCGCAACAUGACUUAGCAGCCUGUGCGUGUGCUUUGUGUUAUGGACUUAGUGUUUUGCUAAGGGGUUCGAUUCAGUGAACAGGAGCGGCUUCCACUUUCUUCGACAUAUUUUGUGCUAAGAAGACACGGACCUUUUAAACAAUUUUCAGAAAUAAAAUGUAGAGGUUUAAUUCAUAAGAUUAGGAAUAUAAUAACAAUAUAUACUGCCUGACUUCCCGUGAACUCGUUGUUUUCUCUCUACAUUUCUUAUGUUAGUCAUUCAGAAUGAAUGAGUAUGUGUUAAGCGGGACCAGACAGCGUGUCUCUAGCAAUAUCUUGAUUAAAGACGAAUGUCUUUUCAAGCAUUUCGAAAUACAUUGUGUCCUGUUUUGAUAGGAAUUGCAUAUGCGAUGAAUGUAUUUCGUACUACGUCAUUCUAAAUAAUUGUUUUGUAAAAAUUGGAUUUUUAAAUAAUGUUUUUUUAACGUUUUGUGUUUAGUAUAAUUGCUUGAAAUACAUUAUGUCUGGUUCCAGGGGCAUAUAUUUCGCAUAAUAUUUGUUGUGAGAUAUGCUGUUACCAUCUUGAACUUGUCGCUUUCUUGCAGAGUUACGAUGUGCUCGUCCUUGAUUUUUAAGUCUAUGAAUGACUAACCAUUAGGGCACAUUUUUUAAACAAAGUUUCAGUACUCUUGGGAAGAGAGAUUAAAUAGCUAUCGCACUUGUUCAGGCCAUCAUUUCCUAAGCAAUAACCGUGAAAUAACAUAUCUGGAGCGUAUUUUCACAAUUUAACGAAUAGUUAUGCCCUUCAUGCUUCAAGACUAAGGACUAAAAGCAAACUGUAAGAGUGACUGUCAGUGUCCUUAUUUUAGAUUGAGUUUUAUCUUUUGUGAGACUGCAAUGGCGUUUUGCAUUUUGUGUUUAUCUAGCAUAAAAGUUCAUAUUCAUGGCUAUUGAGCAUUUGUUUUUUAAAAAAAAUUAAGUAUUGUAUUGGAGCUUGUUUACCUAACCUUGGUUUUUAGGAGGUUUUGUUCCUCUACCUUUAACACGUGCGCAGUUGCCUUUUUGAUCGGCGGUGGUACACUGGCAGUCAUUACUUGACCAUUCGAUUGUUUUACCUAGAAUAUUGUCGAAGUUUGCAAAACGAAGCCAAGAAGUAUUUUUCGAGGCGAAAUGUUCUAACAAUCUGGACUUAAAUCGUACUGUUUAAGGUGACGAUUGUAGAUAUGUAUUUUGUACGGUACAAGCUCUGUAAGACGUUCGUGGGCCGGUACCAGAAAUUUAAAUCAACAUUUUUAUCAACCUCAAAUUUUCAAUUACAUUUGUUAAACUGUGAUAAUUUUUUUGAAAUCAACCUAUAUUAUUGUAUAUUCAUAUUAGUUAUAUGUCUACUUUCAUUAUUUGUUCUGCGUAGUUUAAUGUAGGUCGCACCUGCGAAUUUGCUUGGAUCUAUUUUUUUGCAUUGAUGCUCUGCUUUCACCUAAAUAGUCACAAUUGCGUUUAAUAUUUCAAAUUAAAGUACUUAUUCGUUAUGCUCUCUUGGGCCAUUGUGCCCUUUUAGGUGUGAGUCAGUCAAUGCUGAAAAUAUCAAAAGAGAACGUAAUUCGGGCCUCAACUUGCAUGCCUCUAUAUUCCUUUCAGUAGUAUCCACUAUGCUUUGUCGCCAGAUCGUCCAGUUUUGCUCUGUUUCUUAAAAUUAAACUUUAUGGUGUGACAAGAAAUUCGCAAAAAUUCCUAACGUUUCUAUAGUUCCUUCCGGCCACCAUUGCGUUGCCUGUACAAUCAAAAAUGUAAUCUAAAACGGGUACUUAUCAAAUGAUCUAGGGGACAGGGUGAAACAAGAGAUUCUAAGAAGUACGAUGUAAAAUGGAAAAAUCUUAAACGAAUUUGUCAUUUUUCGUUUUUUAUAUAAACCCCUACCCAUAAACGUUGCCUAAACGUUUCUAUCUCAGUUCUUUUUAGUGGAUACCACACUCAAUUAAAUUCUUCUAUAGACCAAGUACCUCGUCUUCGCUCAAGCAUAUAGGGAGGCACAUGAUUAGUCACUGUCUGGUAUUUAUAAAUUCUUCGUGUAAGUCAUCUCUUGGCCCUAGCGGGUUUAAGGUAUGACAAUUUAAGGUAACUUCGAUUCCUAGAGGACACUGCUUUGGAAACAAAGUAUUUUAGGGAGAUAUAUAGUGCUUUAGAGUUUUCUUUUUAGAUGAAUUUUAUUUAGUGCAGACUUGGCCUGCUUACCAGUCUGCCUGUUUUUGACCAUAUUGUAGGCAUCAAUCUUUAUUGUCAAAGGUUUGCAACGAACCCAAUGGUGCUAAAAUCGUAGCUGUAAAUAACAUACAUAUAAUUACGAAUAAUUUAUUGUAAAUGUAAAUAUUGUACAUAUAGAGAGAGGAAGCCAAAGAAACCUAAAGAUUUCUUGUUUGUAUUUCAGAAAAAUUUUGAGAAUUGGAGUUAACAGAGACUUCAGUUGACAGCUUUAUUCGCAGCCAAACUGUCUGCGCGACAAUAACUAUUUUGUGUUCCACUUCUCCUUUUCGUGCAAGUACUUCUUAUUUAUAAUUUAGGUUGUGAUCACUUUGUCUUCUGAAGAGAUUGGGUUGCCGUGUUUUUCCUUGAAUAGAUACGCGCAAGUGCUGGAGGCGAAGUCAUCUUGUGAUCCUACUUAAAAUAUAGAAGACUGUUCCUCUAACUAUAUUUUUUCUGCUCACAAUGUUGUAACAUUAUGUUUAAAGUGUGGAGAAUUUAUUGUUGAAUUAUUGAACUGCUUCCUGCUUAUUUCGAAAUUCCGUCCGGUUUCGGACGCCUUUCCUUGAACUAAGAGUUCAUAUAGUUCUCGAAACAGUAGUAAGUGCCAUCGAAACUCUAUCCCUCUCUUUCUUGCAAAACUGACUAAUAGCACACAGUAUUAUUUAUGUCAUGUUCAAAGCCGUUCUUUUAAUCCUCAACGCGUCGACAGUUUCAGGUUGUCAUUUCUCUUCGCUUUAUUUCACUGCCCUUAAAAAUGGCCAUUUCUGCCUCAGAAAAACAGUAAAUUUGCAUUUUUUUACUGCCACUAUUAACCCGAGUGACUCAGAAUGGACGUCGCCAUUUUUGAUUGUAAGGGAGCUCAGAGUGCGUUGAGCGCGACGCGUAAACAUAAGCGUCCAUCCACUGAAUUUCCGACCUGUGACUGAAAAGCUAAGAGCGCUUUGAAGGAAUAAUUCCAUGCUUGCUUUGCACGGCGAGCACAGAGGGGGGUGCUGGGAUUGGAGGAACCCUCCCAGCCCGUUACUUGGAGCUACAGACAGUCUUCGAACUGCCGGGCCGAGGGCUCUGAGCCCCACGCCUCGACCCGGCUCUCCGCAGACCAAAGCAUGAGGUGCCUCUUGGGGACCAACGCAAUCUUCACAAAAUUCUUGUUAAAUUCUAUUAAAAAGCAUUCUUUCCAGCCCGCUUAACUUGUGCAACUGGUUUGCACAUAGCCAGUCAAGAUGCCCUUACGAGCAUACACAUAUAAUAUAUAUACAUAUAUACUUUAUUUUUAUGAACAUAAUGCCGCUAUUCUCUCGAAUCAGAUAAAAAAAAUGGGAAGGUGUCUUGCCAAAGCUGAAGAAGUGUUGUUUAUAGUACUUUAGGAGUUUUACUGACACCAAACUGUAAUAAGGUGCUGUUGUCCUCUUAACUAAAUAAGCAAAUGGAAGAAUGUUGACCUAGACACUCAAAAACUUCCCGCAUCAUCAAAAUAAGAAAGAGUAUUAGCCUUAACUCAGUUUUUGUUGAAAUUUAUAGAGUCUAUUACUACACUCUCGAUAGGAAAUUGGUAUACUCACGCAACUCUGUUCUCUAGAGUUUGAGAGUUAUGGGCGAUAUUUUACAUGUCCUGUUGAUUGACCAUGCAUAGGCGUUACCGUGUAAAUAACACAACGAACCUGUAUAAAGUUUAACUAUACAUACGAGUCUUGUGUCUAUGUACAUUUGUGGGAAAUUUGUAUAAGGCGAUGGUUUAAUGUAUACAUACUUAAGCGAAAAUGUCUUCAUAGCCUGUUCUUUAAUGUAAUAAUAUGUAUGUAUUGUUCCCUGUACAUAGAAUAAUGUAAUCAUUUGAGAAAUUAUGUCUGUUGAUCAUGAAAAUCCUUUACUGUAAUGGUGGGUAAUUGAAACACGGGCAUAUAUUAACAAUAUAUUUCUGUUUCAUUCUGCGAA
Molecule: messenger RNA, 6113 nt
Organism: Frankliniella occidentalis (western flower thrips)
Lineage: Eukaryota; Metazoa; Arthropoda; Insecta; Thysanoptera; Thripidae
Product: alpha-2B adrenergic receptor-like
Exons: 5
Coding region: 491-1570 (359 amino acids)
Biological process (GO): adenylate cyclase-activating adrenergic receptor signaling pathway
Cellular component (GO): membrane
Molecular function (GO): G protein-coupled amine receptor activity
Source: RefSeq, a predicted model, not a curated record